Molecule: messenger RNA, 548 nt
Organism: Paramecium primaurelia
Lineage: Eukaryota; Ciliophora; Oligohymenophorea; Peniculida; Parameciidae
Source: the annotation of a GenBank genome assembly
AUGAAUCUCAAAUUAAUAUUCUAUAAGAAGUCAAAUUAAGAUAAUCUAAAAGAUCUCCUACAUAAUAAUAAUAAUAAUAAUAAAUUACUACUUCAACUACUAAUAUACAAUAAUAAUAACCAUGUGUUUAAACUACAAGUUAUGUUUAAUAGAGUAUACACUUAAAUAUAAAAAUGUAAUCUAAAUUUAAUUCUUAUCUCAAUAGAUUUUAAUAAAAACUUAUAUACUUGAUUUUUGAGAUAUAUAUAUAUAAUUAAAUAAUUAUACAACUUCCAAAAUUUAUUAAUCAUCUUCAUAAAAUCUACCAUCACCUACUCUCAUUUCUUAGAAUUAUUAAUUCUAACCUAUUUACAAUAGUUCAACGACAACAAAAAAGUAAGUGAUUAUUUCUAAUGAUGUUGAAAAGUGAUAUAAAUAUCUAAUCUAGAAAUUUGUAUCCAAAAGAAGAUAAUAUAUCUUUAUAAAUUGUUUAUAGAAUUGGAUCUAGAGAUUAUACAAAUUAUUAAGCUCCUUAAAUAAUUGUAUCAUAAUACAAACCAAUUAAUUGA